UUUUUAAACAGGGAUUAUGUAGUGUCUGGCAACCCCGUUUAUGCUGUAACUGGUUGUUCAGUACCUGUGGGGGGAGGAAGGACAAGCACUCAGACACUGGAGAAAUACACCAGUAGCUGCCCUGAGGUCUGAUAUUACCAUGUCUCACAGCGACGAGGGAUAUGUGGUGCGCAUCCGAGGCUUACCGUGGUCAUGUACCCAGGAGGAAGUGGCCUCCUUUUUUUCUGACUGUGAUAUUGUAGGUAAAGUGAACGGGGUGUGUUUCACCUUCUCGAAGGAGGGCAGGCCCAGCGGCGAGGCUUUCAUUGAACUAAAAACAGCUGAGGACUUUAAAAAAGCCCUCUCAAAAGAUCGCAAAUAUAUGGGUCAUCGAUAUAUUGAAGUGUUCAAGUCAAACCGCAGUGAAAUGGACUGGGUGCUGAAACGCUGUGGCCCGACAGAUUAUGACAGCAGCAGCGGCUGCAUGCUGAAGCUCAGAGGACUGCCUUUCGGCUGCAGUAAGGAGGAGAUAGUUCAGUUCUUUUCAGGGUUGAAAAUCGUGCCAAAUGGGAUUACAUUGCCGAUGGACUACCAGGGGAGGAGCACAGGGGAAGCCUUCGUGCAGUUUGCCUCAAAGGAGAUAGCAGAAAAAGCUCUGGGGAAACACAAGGAAAGAAUAGGGCACAGGUACAUAGAAAUAUUCAAAAGUAGCCGAAAUGAAAUCCGUGCAUACUACGACGUCCCGAGGAGAAUGAUGGGACAGAGACCUAGCCCCUACGACAGACCAGUGAUGGGCCGUGGAGGCUUCUUUGGUCCUGGUCCUGGAAGAGGAGGUGCUGUUCUGGAGCAGAUGCGCAGUGGAAGUAGUUACAGUGGUGGUUAUGGUGGUUUUGACAAUUACAAUGGUUUUAACAACUACUGCUUCGGUAAUGGAAUGUUUGAAGAGCGUGCCAGAGGAGAACGAGGUGGAAGAGGAGUGGGAAGCCAGGGUUAUGGUGGAGGGGACUCAGGCUCAGGCUUUCACAGUGGACAUUUUGUGCACAUGAGAGGACUUCCGUUCCGUGCAACAGAGUCAGACAUAGCCAGUUUCUUUGCACCACUGCAUCCAGUCCGUGUGCACAUUGAUGUCGGACCAAGCGGCAAGUCCACAGGAGAGGCAGAUGUAGAGUUUGCCACACAUGAAGAUGCUGUAUCAGCCAUGUCAAAGGACAAGAAUCACAUGCAGCACCGCUAUAUAGAGCUUUUUUUAAAUUCAACCUCCAGCGGAGCAUCUGAAAUGGGUCGUGGAGGCGGCAGUUACUAUGGCAACUCUGGGGGCAUGGGCUCCCGAGGAAGCGGGCCAAGGGGCAUGUAUUGAAGAUACCGUUUUACAAGAAAAUUUUCACCGGGAAGGUUUUUUUUUUUUUUUUUUUUUUUGUAUAAAGGUGUUUUCACAAAUUCGUAGAAAACUGAAGCUGAAUAUUUUCCAGUCAGAGUGGAAUUUAAAGUAUAAAUGAAGUAUAUAAAUAAUUAUAUAUAGGUCGACCAGCUACUGUACAUUUUGCUUAAUUUUAUAUCUGAUUCUUCUGUGUUUGUUUUAUUAGUGUUGAUUUAUGAUGUUAUCUACGUAGCUCUGCAAUCUCAGAGGACACUGUGAUGGGCUGCCAUCUUUUAAGAUCUGUAAGCCUUUUUUCCCCCAGCAAUGAAUAUUAUUUGGCUGUUAAAUUUUUUUCUUAGAUAGUUAUGUUAAAUGCAGAGUUCCUAUUUGAAUUAUUGCUGUUCAAAUGAUCAUUGCUGGCCAUUACAUUUAAAACUUCCAAUGUUUAAAGUAUUGCUUUCAGAAUAAACAUUUGUACAUUUGUUUUGUGUUCAGUCAUUGCAAAUCUGUGAAUCCGUGUGAGACCUUUAAGGUUGCUCUCUUUAGGGAUGUCAGGAACUUUUCACUCCUAAUCUGAUGUAUACUAUUUGUGUACCCAUGAUACAAAUGUCUGAAAUUAAAGAAUGUUUAUUUGAUCAAU
This is a messenger RNA of Clarias gariepinus (North African catfish), 1976 nucleotides long. It is a transcript of the gene hnrnph3, whose product is annotated as heterogeneous nuclear ribonucleoprotein H3 (2H9). NCBI's taxonomy places the organism in Eukaryota, Metazoa, Chordata, Actinopteri, Siluriformes, Clariidae. The transcript is spliced from 10 exons. The record is from RefSeq and is a predicted model, not a curated record. Gene Ontology annotation, cellular component: nucleoplasm; ribonucleoprotein complex. Gene Ontology annotation, biological process: regulation of RNA splicing. The coding region runs from base 140 to 1336 and encodes 398 amino acids. Gene Ontology annotation, molecular function: RNA binding.